Molecule: messenger RNA, 2623 nt
Organism: Coccinella septempunctata (seven-spotted ladybird)
Lineage: Eukaryota; Metazoa; Arthropoda; Insecta; Coleoptera; Coccinellidae
Exons: 2
Coding region: 2-2515 (837 amino acids)
Molecular function (GO): catalytic activity
Source: RefSeq, a predicted model, not a curated record
AAUGACGAGUUUUUGUAGAGAACGUAAGAAGCAUGGUGGAAGUGCAAUAUAUGUUAAAAACAAUCUGGUUAAAUACUGCAGAAUCAGAGAGGAUAUCAACAGUUUGGGAGACCUAAAUGUGAUGGAAUGCUGUGCUUUGGAAUAUUGUGAGUUAGCCUCAGUGAAAUUAAUCAUAGUGUGCAUAUAUCACCCAAAUAAGAUUGGCUCAGACAUCAACGCAUUUUUUGAUAAGUUUAUGCAUAUUCUGGAUAUAUUAUCAGUAGAGAAAAAUAAAAAAUUUGUCAUUACUGGUGACUUCAACAUUGACCUGCUCACCCCUGAGCAUAAGAAUACAGAAACUUUCAUGCAAAUUCUAGAAUCGUAUGGUCUGAUAAUAUCAAUUAACGAACCUACGAGAAUAACCCAAACUAGUAAAACUUGUCUGGACAACAUAUUCACCAAUAUUGAAAAUGGAACUGCUAAAGUAAUUCAGCCUCACCUAUCAGACCACACAGCACAGGCUUUCUUAUUCCAGCCAAUCUCCAAACCAGCAACUAUUCGGAAACAACUGAAGGUACGUCAAUAUAACGAACAGAAUAUGGCAAGUUUCUUGAAUGAACUGGAACACACAGACUGGUCCCUACUAAAGAAUUUUGGGAAUAGCGAAAUAGAUGAAAUGUGGGAAUACUUCUUCAAUACUUACAAGAGGAUUUUUGAAAACCACUUCCCAGUGAAACAGAUAGAAGUAGGAUCACAACAACGAACACUCCUAUCAAGAAUCAAAAAUAAUCCAGAAAUACAAAAUCUGAAGAAACAUUUGGAUGUCUUGUUCUUGAUAUCCAGAAAGAAUGCUAAUUUCCUUACAGAAUAUAAGAAAACAAAGCGGAUUUACGAUGAAAUGCUUGUGGAUUUGAAGAGGGCCUACUAUGGGGGUAAAAUUGCAGCAUCUUCGAAUAAAUCGAGGACGACUUGGAGUAUUCUUCACACUCUCACUGGUAAAAAUGCUAAACAAGAAUUAAUUUUGCCAUCGCAAGACUAUCAAACUGUGGUAAACAAUUUCGUUCAAUACUUUACUGUUGCAGCUUCUGAAAUCCGUAGGAACCUCCCUGCAGGUUUGACUCCACCUCGGGUCAACAAGGUGGAUAAAAGUUUCUACAUGUUUGACAUUACCAAAGACGAAAUCAUCAAAACUGUCCAAUCUAUGAAGAAUUCAUCAUCCUGCGGAAAUGACAAUAUUCCUGUCAAUAUUGUUAAAAUUUCAGUACACCUUAUUGCUGAACCACUGAUGUACAUCAUGAAUCAUGCCUACACUGAGGGAAUUUUUCCAAACGAUCUCAAAUUAGCAAUUGUCAGACCGUGUUACAAGAGGGGACCAACAACAGAUAUGGGCCUAUUCUUGGACUUAACGAAGGCAUUUGAUUGUGUUGACCAUCAGCAACUUUUAAAGAAACUGGAACUAUAUGGGAUCAGAGAUAAGCAGUUGAAACUCAUAGAAAGCUAUCUGCGAGGCCGAAGACAGAAGGUAAUUAUCCCGCACCAGGAAUGUGACUAUGAAUCAGAGGAGAUGACAGUUGAGAUGGGAGUAGUGCAGGGUAGCAUUUUAGGUCCGUUGUUCUUUCUUGUAUAUAUAAAUGAUUUACCAGAUGACCUUAAUGCUCAUGAAGAUCUGACCGAUGUGGAAUUAGAAGUUACCAUCUACGCCGACGAUACUAACAUUGUCACCUUGGACAGAGACCUACAAGAAACGUUCACACAGGCUGGGAAAAUCUUAAACUGUGUGGAAGGCUGGUGUGCUGGCAAUCAACUUCUUCUGAAUGUUACUAAAACAGAGUGCAUAACUUUUCAUACUGAAAGGCUGCUUCUUGAUCUUCCAAGUAGAAUCAACAUUGGGGGAAAUGAAGUGCAACUAUCCAGCACGGUAAACUUUUUAGGGAUUCAUCUUGAUUUAAAUUUAAAAUGGCAUAACCAUAUUCUAAACCUCAGCAAGAAACUGUAUAAGAUCACAUACACUUUGAAUGUACUCAGAUAUCAUGUAGAUAGAGAUACACUGAGGAUAUUAUACUAUUCAAACUUUCAAUCACUAAUUGCAUAUGGAAUUGUAAUAUGGGGAAACAGUAACCAUGUAAAUAGUAUCUUUAAAAUCCAGAAGCUAGCCAUCAGAAUCAUGUAUAAGAUGAAGUUUCGUGAGUCUUGUAGAACGGUAUUUAAGAAAAAUAAUCUUUUGACAAUAACUGGUCUGUACGUAUAUAAGUGUAUUCUCUUUAUAAAAACGCAUCCAGAAUUUUUCAUUGAGCAUCUCAAUAUGAACAAUACGAGACGAAGAGACCCAUACUUGUAUCCAAGGGUUUCCUUGAGUCUAGCACAGAAUAAUGCUAAAUAUAUGUGUUUGAAAUUAUUCAACCAUUUACCUGAAAACAUAAGAAAUAUUGAAAGGCAAUCUGACUUCAGGAAAAAAUUGUAUAGUUUCAUAUUAAGUACUGAACCUUACACAAUGCAUGAAUAUUUUGCUGCAUGUGACAGCUUGAGACCUUGUUAAUUUGCUGUAGCUGACCUCAUUUCUAUUUUAUUGUGUAGCCUACCCAGUGUGUACCUAUGUGAUAACUGUAGAGAUGCAAAUAAAGUAUUAGUAUUAGUAUUAGUAUUA